AUGGCUCAACCUCUGAGUCGUGUCAAGCGAGAGCAACUUCGCAAACGCCGUAAUAAUCUACUGCGUCGGCACAAUGAAUUCUGGCUGCUGUAUGGGAUCAAAAUAUGGCUCAUCAUGGAACAGCCAGAUGGGCAGAUCUUCACCUACCAUUCGCAUCCUCACGUUCCUCCACCAUCACGAGAAAUGAUCGAAAAACGCACCGCUGUGAACAAAACACCUCGUGAUUAUGCGGUUUCUGCCCAGCCUGCCGAGACAAGGCUGCCCGUGAUCUCUUCUCCGGCUCAUUCAAGUGAUGCUUGGAAAGCGUUGGAGGAGCAUCUCCAGAAGAAACGACUUGGAAUACGCAGUACCAGAAGCGCGCUAUAG
Penicillium odoratum is the source of this 366-nucleotide messenger RNA. RefSeq lists its product as uncharacterized. Lineage: Eukaryota; Fungi; Ascomycota; Eurotiomycetes; Eurotiales; Aspergillaceae. The record is from RefSeq and is a predicted model, not a curated record. The coding region runs from base 1 to 366 and encodes 121 amino acids. The transcript is spliced from 2 exons. Gene Ontology annotation, molecular function: DNA binding; protein dimerization activity.